Ambispora leptoticha is the source of this 540-nucleotide messenger RNA. The record is from the annotation of a GenBank genome assembly. NCBI's taxonomy places the organism in Eukaryota, Fungi, Glomeromycota, Glomeromycetes, Archaeosporales, Ambisporaceae.
AUGUUCAAAUUAGCUUUGAAACUCAGUCUUUUCUUUAAAUUAAUUUUUUUAAUCCACUUUAUUAUUAAAAUCGUCGUCGCAUCUAAACCAGCUGAUCAUCACGAUUUUAAUGUCCUUAGAUCAAACACCACAGACGAAACAUCGUACUCACCUCUUACAGACUAUAUGUAUCAACCAGAAGAACAAGAAUCAAAAUACGUGCUUUCAAUUGAACCCGACGGCAAUGAACUCGAGUCCGAUGCAAAUAUGCUCGAACCUCACGAAAUUGAACUUGAAUCUGACGGUACUGAUAUUUUAUUUGCAGAUGAUGACGACGGAAUAAAUGCUGCGCAACGUUUCAAUAGAAGAGCUGUGCGACGUCGAUGCCGAUCAACUUGCGUAAAUGUAUGCGAAUAUCGUCGCCGCCGUUACCGUCGUUAUCGUUCUCGUCGAGGUCGUGAAGAAUGUAUCUCGGUUUGUAUUGAAGAAUGUUACCGUCGUUAUAGAAGACGUUUCGGAAGAGAUGGUGGGGGUUUUGGUAGAAGGGGAAGGGGAAUUUAA